GAACACGAGAAAUAAAAYUUCCAUAAAAGUGUGUUUUAAUGUACUGAAUUGUACGGCUUUUGCAGAUAAAGUAUGGCAGAUACAAAGAAGUAUGGCCUGAUAAUCAAGAAGAAGACAACGGAAAAACCACUAAAGAAGAGUGCCGUGUUUGGAAACGAAUCAAGCGAUGAAGAGGAUGCACCAAAGAGUAGCAUCAAUGUUUCACUAAUGAGAGAAGCACAGAAGAAAAAACAAAUGAAGCAGACUCAAAUUGAAAUUGAGAAAGCUCUAAAGGAAGACCCCAAUGUAUAUGAAUAUGAUAACAUAUACGAUGAGAUGGCUGAAAAGAAAAAAGCUGCAAUACCAAAACUUGCUGAGAAAGAUAGAAAGACUCAAAUUGAAAUUGAGAAAGCUCUAAAGGAAGACCCCAAUGUAUAUGAAUAUGAUAACAUAUACGAUGAGAUGGCUGAAAAGAAAAAAGCUGCAAUACCAAAACUUGCUGARAAAGAUAGAAAGCCAAAGUACAUCAAAGGUUUGCUGGAAUCUGCCAAGUCCAGAAAAAUGGAAGACGAACGUCGCAUGGAAAGAAAAAUCCAGAAAGAAAGAGAACAAGAAGGAGGGGAAUUCCAGGAAAAAGAGGAAUUUGUUACAUCGGCGUAUCGCAAGAGAAUGAUAGAGUUGCAAGAAGAAGAGGAACGCAUAAAGAAGCAAGAGGCUCUUGAUGCCGCAAAUGAUGUCACCAAGAAGUCUGAUCUGACAAUGUUUUACAGCAAUUUGCUAAAGCAUAACGUAUCCAUGGGUGGUUCAUUUGCUGUGGAUAAUAAAACUGAUAGCACUGAUAAUGACAGAAAAGAUAAUUCGAGUAAAGACAAUUCAGAAAAAAAGAACAAGUUGGAAAGGGAAGACAAAUCAGAUACGCACAAAGAGAGUAGGGAUUCCAGGAAAGAUUCCCAACGAUCACGUUCAGAUCGUGAAGGGCAUCGUUCAAGUUCGAGCCGACAUCAUGACUCCGAUCGCCGUCGUAGAGAACACGAUAAGAGACGAAGUCCAAGCGAAGAAAAAAGUUAUCGAAAGGAAAAAWGUGAUAAGCAAAGAGCAUCCCGAAAAGAAUCCGAGGAAUCCUCUCGGCAUCAUUCGGAAAAUCGACGUGACUCCGACAGUCAAGAAAAAUAUUCCCGAUCUAAACACGAGGACGAAAAAUCUGAAGAAGGCAGUUCUCGUGAAGAAAGAACAUUUUCUCCCAAAAAUGAAACAAAAACCGACAUGUCAGUUGUGAAAGAAGGAGAGGAAGCUAGUGUUCCUAGUAAAUUUGUCAAACGAAGUAACAACGAAAGUAUUUCGUCGGCCAGGGAAAGGUUUUUGGAGCGAAAACGUGCGCGUGAAAUGCAAAGAAAACAAGAAGACUCGGAUGAAGACUGAUUUGUUUGAAUAGCAUGAACUCGUAACCAAAGCUAUAGGCAAAUGGUCUUUACCUAAUGACGUCAUGUUUCGUUUGCCCAUCAAAUUUAUAGAAGUGUCAAGAUGGCGGASUUUUUGUAAAACCGAACUACAUCUACAAAGCCGUGACGAAUAAAUAAUUAGUCUCGAAAAACAGCCUCUAGGGAAGAGGACCAUUGGCACGACAAGCCGUGCCAUAACUUUAAGAUUUAAAAGGACAAAAAUAAAUAAAUUAUAAGAGAAAAGUGAUUUAUAUUGUUUCCACCAAGAAUUUCAGUCAGUUA
Molecule: messenger RNA, 1700 nt
Organism: Exaiptasia diaphana
Lineage: Eukaryota; Metazoa; Cnidaria; Anthozoa; Actiniaria; Aiptasiidae
Product: nuclear speckle splicing regulatory protein 1
Exons: 8
Coding region: 73-1398 (441 amino acids)
Biological process (GO): regulation of alternative mRNA splicing, via spliceosome
Source: RefSeq, a predicted model, not a curated record